AUGGAUCUCCACUUAUUCUGCGAUUCAAGUGAUAAAGCUUACUCUGCCGUUGCUUAUCUGAGAACCGAAUAUAGUGACAACGUAUCGACUAGUUUUGUUUCUUGCAAAUUCAAGGUAGCACCGAUUAAACAACAAACAAUUCCAAAAUUAGAACUUCAAGCAGCUGUUUUAGGUAUAAGAUUAGCUAAGUCCAUUAUAGAGGAAAUAGAAUACUCUGUCCGCAAUAUAUAUUAUUGGACAGAUUCAUUAGUGGUCUUACAGCAAAUAAGAUCAGUAAGUCGAAGAUUCCCCGUUUUUGUUGCUAAUAGAUUAGGAGAAAUACAUGAGAACUCAGAAAUAUCGCAGUGGCAUUGGGUACCUUCUGAGCUCAACGUUGCUGAUAUGGCAACUAAGGAAAGUCGAAACUUUGAUUUCUCGAUUUGGUUAUCAGGUCCAAAAUUCCUAGAAAUGCCUGCUGAAGAAUGGCCUCCAGAACCAAAUGUGUCUAUUGAAAUCAACUGUGUUGUAGUAGAUGACUCAGUUGAAAAUAGAUUUGUAGCUGUACCGGAUGAGUGCAGAUUUUCUAAGUGGGUGCGACUACUUCGAAGUACUGCCUGGGUUUUAUUAGCAACUCAUAUCUUGAAAUUACGAAACAAAGAAAGACUUAGGGAUAUAACUCUCGAAGAUCGUUUUUUAGAUGAAGCUUUUAUUCUUUUAAUACAAAAGGUACAACUAGAUUGCUUUGGAGUUGAAUAA
Molecule: messenger RNA, 735 nt
Organism: Coccinella septempunctata (seven-spotted ladybird)
Lineage: Eukaryota; Metazoa; Arthropoda; Insecta; Coleoptera; Coccinellidae
Exons: 1
Coding region: 1-735 (244 amino acids)
Molecular function (GO): nucleic acid binding
Source: RefSeq, a predicted model, not a curated record